Symbiodinium pilosum is the source of this 480-nucleotide messenger RNA. The record is from the annotation of a GenBank genome assembly. NCBI's taxonomy places the organism in Eukaryota, Dinophyceae, Suessiales, Symbiodiniaceae.
AUGCCUAACCUCGGAGGUUGGUUCACUGGCCUGACCGAGCGUCAAGCGAUGCUCAACAACUGGCUGGAGAACGGCCGCGGCGUCAUGAAGGCAUACUGGCUUACGGGCUUCACGAACGCCCAGGGCUUCCUGACGGGCAUGCGCCAGGAGGUGACGCGACAGCACAAGAAGGAUCAGUGGGCUCUGGAUGACGUCAUUUCUCACACGGAGGUGCUUCCCUACGACAUGGAGCGUAUCCGAGACGUCCCCGAGGAGGGACAGAACAUCUGGGGUCUCUUCAUCGAGGGAGGUCGCUGGAGCCGACAGGACAACAGGAUUGAGGAGUCAGAGCCCAAGAAGCUUUUCACCUCCAUGCCGGCCAUCUUCGUGACAGCCACCACGGCGAGAGACCUCAAGGGGAUGGGAUUGAACUACGGCCCGCACGGCCCGUACAACACAGCCGUCUACAAGUAUCCGAAGCGAAACUUGAACCGCACAUAG